This is a messenger RNA of Geodia barretti, 4162 nucleotides long. Lineage: Eukaryota; Metazoa; Porifera; Demospongiae; Tetractinellida; Geodiidae. The record is from the annotation of a GenBank genome assembly.
GGAAGGAGACAGAGUGGGAGCUUGUCUCAGACACAAUGGAGAUAUAGACUACCUUGACAUUCUCAAGGACACGCCGUUUGAUCAGUUUUCAAUUUACGUUCACAUUUGGUCUCAGAGUGAUGGUGGGUGUGCAGCUAGCGACAUGACAACCUCCACUACAAUUGGCCUCUGACACAGAGCAAUCUACUUCAUCUCUAUGCUGACAUCAACAUUGAUGAAUGUACUCUUAACGAGGAUGACUGCUCUGAGUUUGCUACCUGCUCUGAUAUUGUGGGAGGAGAAGGAAGCUUCCAGUGUACCUGUAACACUGGAUACUCUGGAGAUGGCACUGCAUGCAACAAUAUUGAUGAGUGCUCAACUGAUAUGCACAACUGUGCAGACCAGGCUACAUGUACAGAUACUGAAGGUAGUUUUAGCUGCACUUGUAACACUGGAUACUCUGGAGAUGGUAGAAACUGCAACAAUAUUGAUGAGUGCAGUGCUGGUGCUCAUAGCUGUGCACAGCAGGCAACAUGUGCUGACACUGAUGGCAGUUUCCUUUGUACCUGUAAUACCGGAUACACUGGCGAUGGGACUGGAUGCAUUGAUGUUGAUGAGUGUGAACUAAACUAUUGUGACGAGAAUGCAAACUGUGGUAAUAUGGACGGUAGCUACACCUGUGUUUGUUCAUCUGGAUAUUCUGGAGAUGGAUUAGAUUGCUUCAAUAUUGAUGAAUGUGCUACAAAUGUGAGCAACUGUGCAGAACAAGCUACAUGCACUGAUUUUGAAGGCAGUUUCCUCUGUACGUGUAACACUGGAUACACUGGAAAUGGCUUUGAUUGCAGCGAUAUUGAUGAAUGUGACGGUGAUAACAGUUGUGAUGAGAGUGCAGAAUGUACUAACUCGGUGGGGACCUAUUCCUGUUUGUGUUUACCUGGAUACUCUGGGGAUGGAAUGACCUGUUUCGUCGUCUGUGAUCCGAGCUGUCACGCGAAUGCAGAGUGUACACUAACCGGGGACUCUACUAGCUGUGUGUGUGGAGUGGAUACUCUGGGGAUGGCAUAACUUGUGACGAUAUCGACGAGUGUGAUAUGGGUCUUUGUUCUGGCAAUGCCGAUUGCAACAACACUGUGGGUAGCUACACCUGCCAGUGUCAGUCUGGGUUUAGUGGAGACGGGGAGACAUGUUCUGAUAUUGACGAAUGCACGAAUGAAGACAGACAGUUGUGAUGUUAAUGCAAUGUGUACCAAUACCAUGGGCAGCUACUCUUGUUCAUGUCUAUUUGGAUACUCGGGAGAUGGAGAGAUGUGCAUCGAUGUGAAUGAGUGCGUGGAAACUGAGAAUGCAUGCAGUAGUUUCGCCAGAUGUGCCAACACUAAUGGGAGCUACAUGUGCUACUGUCAUCUUGGGUAUAUGGGAGAUGGCAUCAACUGCAUGGAUAUUGAUGAGUGUGGGAGUAAUGGGAUCUGUGGGAAUGGAAGUGAUUGCCAAAACAGUGUUGGUAGCUACUCCUGUUCAUGCACUGAUGGGUAUGUUCUAGAAGACAACUUUUGCACAGAUAUGGAUGAGUGUCUGCAAGAGAGUACAGAACCUUUGUGUCAGGAUAACAGUGAAUGUAUGAAUGUUGAAGGGAGUUACAUGUGUAGAUGUGUGGAUGGCUACUCGGGAGAGAGCUGUGCAGAUAUCAAUGAGUGUGAGGAAGGCUCUUACAGUUGUGGUGAUAAUGCAGCCUGUAACAAUAUUGACGGUAGCUACAAUUGCUCCUGUUUACCUGGAUUCUCUGGAGAUGGACAGAUGUGCAGUGACAUUGACGAGUGUGGCCGUGAUAGUAAUAACAACUGUGCAGUAAAUGCCACGUGUAACAAUACUUUUGGAAGUUUCAACUGCCGCUGUUUGUCUGGUUAUGAUGGAGACGGAGUAUCAUGCAUAGGUAAAUGAUAUCUGGAUAGUUGAAGAUUUUUGUUUUGAUGUCUGGUAUAUACAUACUUUUUUUAGAUAUUGACGAAUGUGAGAGGGGAAGUGACAGUUGCGAUGAAAAAUGCAGACUGUUACAACAAUGACGGGAGCUACACCUGUACUUGCAAGCAAGGCUACACAGGAAAUGGAAACAUCUGCUCAGAUGUUGACGAAUGCACAGAGUCCCCAGUAGUCUGUGCUGGAGCUGAAAGGUGUGACAACACAAGAGGCAGCUACCAGUGCCUCUGUGAAGCUGGUUAUACUUGGGAUGGCAAUUCCUGUGGAGAUGUAGAUGAGUGCAGCAUGGGCAUGUCCAACGAGUGCAGUCCAGUAGCUGAAUGUGUUAAUACUAUUGGUAGUUACAGCUGCCAGUGCACACAAGGCUACAGAGGGAAUGGCUCAUAUUGCUUAGACAUCAAUGAAUGCUAUGAGCAAUCUUAUGACUGCCAUCAAAAUGCCAACUGCUCAAAUACUGACGGAGGCUAUGAAUGCCACUGCUCUGGUGGCUACACAGGCAAUGGAACUGAGUGUGAAGCCGUGCCAGAAGUAAGUGGACCUGAAAGGCAGAGAGGCAGUGAGAGUGGUCCAGGGAUAGGGCUGGUGGCUGGGGUGGUAGUGGCCGGACUACUACUGGUAGUUGUGGUGUUGAUAGUAGUUGGGAUUCUAUGUGCUUUCAAGAUCAGGCUUCGCUCAAAGUCGGUGCGUCUUCCCACAUCUGCCGACCCUGGUUUUGACAACGUAAUCUAUGGAGCAUCAAAUGGAAGCAUUCAGAUGGGCUCUAUAAGGAAACAAUCCAAUAGUGGAGGUCCAUUGCAAAACUGUUCCUCUGCUACCGACGAAAAUGAACUAAGAGUCUUAGAAAAUCCUAUGUAUAAUGGAAUACCGGCACAUGGGGAGGAGGAAUCACACCUUUCCUCUCUCUAUGACACUCCUAUGGAAAAGCAGACAUACAGUGUACAAAGUUGUGUGGAGAGUAACGUGUACGACUAUGCCUCUUUACCACAAGGAGGGUGCCCUCAAAAUGGAAAUGGUGCUCCAUUAGAGUGCUAUUCAGCCGUUGAUUACUACUCUACACUUAAUGAGUACAGCUACAUGGAGCAAGACUAUGGUGACAUCAUCAAGAAGGUUGAGAGGUGUGGUGGAGCAGUAGAGGAGGAUGGUGCCAAUCUCUACUACAGUCCGGCUGAGAGAGAAGAUGAGCUCUACCAACAGCUCCAGAAACAGAGAAUAAAGUCCAUCCCUAGCUCACAUAUCAAAAAACUCGGAGUUCUUGGAUCCGGUGAAUUUGGGACUGUCUGCAAGGGCCAAUGGGUCUAUGCUGACAAGAAAUUGGAUGUGGCAAUCAAGGUUCUCUCAGAUGCUUCAGACGAGACCAGUAAAGUCAAGUUCCUGCAGGAGGCAGCCAUCAUGUCCCAGUUCAGACACCCAAAUGUCAUCAAGCUUUACGGAGUUGUUAGUGAUGGACGUGAGAUAAUGCUCAUAGUGGAACUGCUAGAAAAGGGAGACCUACGCCAGGCACUCAAUAAAAUGAGACCAGAUCCUGGUCAACUCCACUCAGUUGAUCUUCCCCUGACUCUGUUGGCCUUCAGCCGCCAGACUGCCCUGGGGAUGCUCUACCUCUCAGGGAAAGGCUUUGUCCACAGAGACAUAGCAGCCAGGAACAUCCUUCUCUCUCACAACAACAUCUGCAAGAUAAGCGACUUUGGGAUGUCACGUGAUUUGGAAGAUGAAAACUACUACAUGUCUCAGGGAGGGAAGGUGCCAGUCAAGUGGACAGCUCCAGAGGCUCUUGCCUACAAGAAGUACUCAACUGCCAGUGAUGUGUGGAGUUAUGGCUGUCUCCUCUAUGAGAUAUGGAGUCUUGGACACAAGCCUUUUGAAGGAUACACCAACCAAGAGGUUGUUCAGCAGCUGCAGACAGGAUACCGCUUGCCUCCCCCUCCUGGCUGUCCAGAGGCAAUAUACAACCUAAUGAUGGACUGCUGGAACCCAGAUCCAGCCGAGCGUCCAACAUUCCAGCAGAUUCUCCUGACUCUUCUGGGAGAUGACAAGGCUCUACUGGCAGUUCCUACAGAGGAGAGGGCCUCUCACAGUCUGGCUGGAGUCCUGGGGUCUCCACUGGAGGCCGGCCACAGCAUGUACCUCAACAGACAGAACUCCUACCUUACCAUCUGAUAUAGACAAAUAGCUAAAUGGCUAGGCCUUGAGAUACAUUGUAUUGCAUCAA